AGGAAGAGAAGGAGGAGGAGAAGGAGGAGGCGGGGGGAGCCCGUUCUCCCGUCCGGCCCGCGGCAGGAAACAAAGAGCCAGGCAGAGGCAGCGCAGAGACGGGGAUGCUGCAGCUACAGCUCUCCUAGUGGUCAGCCAUAUGUGGCUUCCAAUGUGGAUUUGACUGGGAGUACUGCAAAUCUGAUGGCAGGGAGUACAAAAUCCAGAGCAGCGUGAAAUUUCCUUAUUUUCCUGGCACAUUCUUACCGGAAUGCCCAAAGAGAAGUACGAUCCACCUGACCCACGGAGGAUGUACACAAUUAUGUCCUCAGAGGAAGCAGCCAAUGGAAAAAAGUCACACUGGGCGGAGUUGGAAAUAAGUGGGAAAGUAAGAAGCCUAAGUUCAUCCUUGUGGUCACUGACCCACUUAACAGCUUUGCAUCUCAGUGACAACUCCUUAUCCCGUAUUCCUUCAGACAUUGCCAAGCUUCACAAUCUGGUAUAUUUGGACCUGUCAUCUAAUAAAAUCCGCAGUUUACCAGCAGAGCUCGGAAACAUGGUGUCACUCAGGGAACUCCAUUUAAAUAACAACCUGUUACGAGUCCUACCAUUUGAGCUGGGAAAACUCUUUCAGUUACAGACGUUGGGUUUGAAAGGAAACCCACUUACACAGGAUAUACUGAAUCUCUAUCAAGAACCAGAUGGAACAAGAAGGCUACUGAAUUAUUUGCUUGAUAACCUGGCAGGUACUGCAAAAAGAAUUUCAACAGAACAGCCACCUCCCAGAUCUUGGAUUAUGUUGCAAGAACCAGAUCGAACAAGACCAACAGCCCUGUUUUCUGUCAUGUGUUACAAUGUCCUCUGCGAUAAAUAUGCUACUCGGCAGCUAUAUGGCUACUGCCCAUCAUGGGCAUUGAACUGGGAAUACAGAAAAAAGGCUAUUAUGCAGGAAAUCUUAAGCUGUAAUGCAGACAUCAUAAGUCUUCAGGAGGUUGAAACUGAGCAGUACUACAGUUUUUUCCUAGCAGAAUUGAAAGAGCGUGGAUACAACGGAUUCUUCAGUCCGAAAUCCAGAGCUAGGACAAUGUCAGAACAAGAGAGAAAACAUGUUGAUGGUUGUGCAAUAUUUUUCAAGACAGAAAAGUUCACCUUGGUUCAAAAGCAUACUGUUGAAUUUAAUCAGCUGGCUAUGGCAAACUCAGAAGGAUCAGAAGCAAUGCUGAACAGAGUAAUGACAAAAGACAACAUUGGAGUUGCUGUGUUGCUAGAGCUACGAAAGGAGUUAAUAGAAAUGUCAUCAGGCAAGCCACACCCAGGAAUGGAUAAACAGCUGGUCCUUGUAGCAAAUGCACACAUGCACUGGGACCCGGAGUAUUCUGAUGUGAAGCUGGUUCAGACCAUGAUGUUCCUUUCUGAGGUAAAGAACAUAAUAGACAAAGCCUCUCGGAGUCUCAAGCCUGGUAUUUCGGGAGAACAUGCAACAAUUCCACUUGUAUUGUGUGCAGAUCUGAAUUCUCUGCCAGAUUCAGGUGUGGUUGAAUAUUUGAGUACCGGUGGAGUGGAGACAAACCAUAAAGAUUUUAAGGAACUGAGAUACAAUGAAAGUCUCACUAACUUCAGUUGUAAUGGGAAAAAUGGAACCACCAAUGGAAGGAUUACUCAUGGUUUCAAGUUGAAGAGUGCCUAUGAGAAUGGCCUAAUGCCUUAUACGAAUUACACAUUUGAUUUCAAGGGUAUUAUUGACUACAUCUUCUACUCUAAACCUCAGCUGAAUAUUCUUGGCAUCCUGGGACCUUUGGAUCACCAUUGGCUAAUAGAGAACAAUAUAAGUGGCUGUCCACACCCGCUCAUUCCUUCUGACCACUUCUCACUUUUUGCACAACUGGAGCUGGUGCUGCCUUUCCUGCCCCCGGUAAAUGGAAUCCAUCUGCCUAGCAGGAGGUAGUCAAGUACAUUUUAGAGGGCAACCUCAGUCUGAUUUGUAAAAUUGUAAAAUCUGAAUAUAGAGGAGUGAGGUAUGGCCAACAGGGAUCUUUCUUAAUGAUCUUAAUUUUAAAUCUAAUUAUUUCAUAAAGAAAUAGUAAAAGCCAGGUGCUAUCAGACACACAAUUCUGAGCCCAACAUGCUUUAUUUACUGUUAGACAGGGACUGGUGCGUUGGCACCUCUCUUAGAUUUGUUACAAGUAACCUGUUCUAUCCAAUGUAAUAUUUCAUGCCUUGAAAAUAGGGAAUUACUAUAAUAAAUUCUCUUCGCACAGAUAUCUGUAGCACUACUUUUUUGAGGCCAGUAGUAAAACAUCAAAAGACCAUUCUUCCAUACUUCACUCCCUUCUUUUUCAGACUUGUUUGUUUGUAAAAUAUAGAAUUUGAAUUUAGCCUUUAUUGAUUGUAUAUGAACAACAGAAAACCUGAUUUAUGAGAUUUUGUACUUUAAAAAAAAACAACCAGAUUUGGAAAAUGAUUGUAUUGUAAACUAAGGCUAAAUUUUUAUCUGUUUCAUGUGUUAUAAAGGCCAGCUUGUAAAAGAA
Messenger RNA from Podarcis raffonei (Aeolian wall lizard), 2507 nucleotides. It is a transcript of the gene CNOT6, whose product is annotated as CCR4-NOT transcription complex subunit 6. The coding region runs from base 251 to 1924 and encodes 557 amino acids. The transcript has 13 exons. Gene Ontology annotation, molecular function: poly(A)-specific ribonuclease activity; protein binding. NCBI's taxonomy places the organism in Eukaryota, Metazoa, Chordata, Lepidosauria, Squamata, Lacertidae. The record is from RefSeq and is a predicted model, not a curated record. Gene Ontology annotation, biological process: nuclear-transcribed mRNA poly(A) tail shortening. Gene Ontology annotation, cellular component: CCR4-NOT complex; cytoplasm; nucleus.